This is a messenger RNA of Camellia sinensis, 1101 nucleotides long. Lineage: Eukaryota; Viridiplantae; Streptophyta; Magnoliopsida; Ericales; Theaceae. The record is from RefSeq and is a predicted model, not a curated record.
AUGGGGGGAGGUCAUUUUCUAAUUGAGAGCACCAGAUAUGAUGCACUUAAGAGUCCAAGUGGAGGGGAUAUAAAUCCUCAUACAUACGAGUUUACAAACAGUAGAAAACUGUAUGACGUGAAGGAUGAAGGAAACAAGGGGGCUUACUUUGGGCCUCUUAUACUAUAUGGGGGCCUGCAGAAUAAUUAUGGAGAUACAUAUGAUUGCGUGGAUUUCUACAAACAACCUGCAUUUGAUCAUCCUCUACUAAAGAACCACACUUUUCAUUUUCAGAUGAAGCCCACUUCAUUACCUAAGAGAUCAAGAGAUCAAGUUUCCUCAAAUGUUAGCAAACCUCUACAUAUAGGACUAAAGGGUGGGGGUUGCCCAGUUGGAACAGUUCCAAUUAGAAGAACUACUAAAGAAGAUCUCAUUAGAGAGAAACUUGCUUCAAAAAUAAUAACUCCUGCAGAUGACACCGGUAGUGCUGAUUAUGCCAUAGUUAAGACAAUAGAUGGUCCAAACAAAUACAGUGGAGCGUCAGCGGUGCUUAGUGUAUACCAACCAGAUGUCGUGGGUAAACAAUAUAGUGCAGGGCGAAUGAUGAUUCAAAAUGGGCUUGAUAGCUUACAAGUUGGGUGGAGAGCAGGUCAAUCUCAUUGUUUCAAUACAAAUUGUCCUGGAUUUGUGAUUGUGGACACAGAAAUACCUCUUGGUCAAGUAAUUGAAAAGGUCUCUAUACGUGGAGGGACAUCGGUUGCGAUGGAAAUCUACAUCUUGCAAUGGCUUGGAGUUGCAAAUACCAAUCUUGGAUUUUGGCCAAAGAGAAUACUUGGUGGCGGAUUAGCAAACUUAGCUUCACAUGCUGAAUGGGGAGGAGAGGUAUUUAGUCCACCGGGCACCCCGAAACCUGCAAUGGGGGGAGGUCAUUUUCUAAUUGAGGACACCAGAUAUGAUACAUACUUCAGGAAUAUUGCACUUAAGAGUCCAAGUGGAGGGGAUAUAAAUCCUCAAACAUAUGAGUUUACAAGCAAUAGAAAACAGUAUGAAGUGAAAGAUGAAGGAUACCAGGGGGCUCACUUUGGGCAUCUGGUACUAUAUGGAGGCCCUGGAGGUUCCUAG